Molecule: messenger RNA, 597 nt
Organism: Cetraspora pellucida
Lineage: Eukaryota; Fungi; Glomeromycota; Glomeromycetes; Diversisporales; Gigasporaceae
Source: the annotation of a GenBank genome assembly
GAAAUAAUUGAAUCUUCUUUACCUAUAUUCAUUGCAGAUGAAACUAAAAAUAAUGAGGAUGAGAUUAGUGAAGAUGAGACAAGCAGUAUUGAAGAACCUGAAUUUGCAUUAGAUUACAAAUUAUUCAUAAAAUUAUUAGAUGAAACUUCAUUAUCUGCAAAAUGGUUUGAAGAAUCAGUUACCACUAUAGAUGAAUUUCUUUUAUCUAUUUAUAAUAAAGAAGCAGGUGUUGACAUUCAAUUAGUUAAUGCACAAGAUUUUAUUAAGUUUAAAGUUAAAUAUUUGAAACUAGUUGCAAGAAAAAAUGACAUUAGAAUUUAUAUUACUAUUAUACAACUUUUUGUUUCUCAAAAUAAGCAGAAAAAAAAAGAGUCAAAUUUGGAUGAUGAUGAAAAUAAUAAAAAAUCAAACAAUGUGAAAAAAAUUAAUCAAAUUCCAAGUAUUUUAUCUCUAUCAUUAUAUAACAAAGAUAUUGCUAAAAAUGUAACAAAUAUUCAAAAUGCAUAUUAUUAUAACAGACAUAAUCAGUCUUGUUUAAACAAGAAAAAUCAUAAGAACUUAUAUGUUGAAAUAAAUUUUACAAUGUUUUCUAUAUAG